Messenger RNA from Amoebophrya sp. A120, 408 nucleotides. NCBI's taxonomy places the organism in Eukaryota, Dinophyceae, Syndiniales, Amoebophryaceae. The record is from the annotation of a GenBank genome assembly.
AUGUCUCGGAGUGUUGACGCUGCCACCAAUAACGAUCCCAUUGCGUCGGUAGCUCGUCUCGCCAGGCAUUCUGAUUCUUCCGAUACGCAGCCGCAGAGGCCAGCAAAUAUCGGCGCAAAGAAGAUUGACUCUCGCCCAACGACGAAUCAUUCGCAGCAAGCAACCGCCGGCACAAGUACAACGACGAACUUUGUGCGGUCGGAGAGAUCCAUCGCGACUCAAACAGCAUCGGCAUCCUCAAGCAGCUUCAAUCCGAAGCAAACAUUCAACAACUUGAAGAGGCCAAGCGUGUUUCUGUUCGCGGAGGAGGCCAGUGGUGCAACAGGAAGUCGUCGGCAAGCAGUAGUUCUUGUUUUGAUCUCCAAAUUUGAGAAAAAAGAAAAAGUUUUGAAUUAUCAUAGAAUUUGA